GGCAGAGCCACGGCCAGGUAGAAAAGGCCCCUCGCAACUUCUGAGCCCGUGAGUUGCCUACAUCUGCUACCCAUCCCCUAUUUCCCCACGGUUCUUCCCCUCCUCGGAUUCCGCAACCCACCUCUCUUCAUAUCAUCACGUACAUACCUUCACUCAACCACCAUGCCUGAUAACCGUGCAGCCUGGCUGGUAGGACCCCGAGCGCAUCGCCUGGAAGUCCUCUCGGCGCCCUACACCCACCCCCAGGAGGGACAGAUCGUGAUCCGGAACCGUGCCGUGGCCAUUAACCCGAUCGACUGGGUGCUGCAGGGGCAAGGGACCACCUUGAUGUACCGUUGGCUCCCGUACCCCUGCGUUCUGGGCAGCGAUGUCGCGGGCGAAGUGGUCGAAGUCGGACCCGGGGUGACCCGGUAUCAGGUGGGCGACCGGGUCCUGGGCAAAGCCUGCGGAACCCAUGAGAAGAUCAACAGCCCAACCCAAGGGGGAUUUCAGACAUACGUGGUGCUGGCGGACCAUAUGACCUCACGUAUCCCCGAUUCCCUCCCCUACGAAAGGGCCGUGGUGUUGCCCCUGGGGAUUGCCACGGCUGCCUGUGGUCUCUUCGAACCUGACCAGCUCAAUCUUCGGCGUCCCCAGCCAAAUCAACCACCGACGGGCAAGACUGUCAUCAUCUGGGGUGGGUCCACCAGUGUGGGAAGUAACGCGAUCCAGCUGGCCACGGCCGCCGGGUAUGAAGUCUUUACCACCGCGUCGCCCCGCAACUUCGAUUAUGUCAAGAGUUUGGGGGCAGUCCAGGCGUUUGACUAUCGGAGCCGAACGGUCGUGUCUGACAUGCUAGCCGCAUGCCAGGGCAAAACCCUUGCUGGAGCCCUGACCGUGGGUGCUAACGCUGCGGGCUACUGCAUGGAUAUUCUGGGCAGCUGCACGGGGGACAGGCGCAUCUCCAUGGCCACCUACCCGGUUCCUUCCCCACCCCCGAAGGUCCUUACCACGUUGAGGACGAUGCUGGCGUUUAUGGGAGGGAAUGUUUCCUACUGGGUCAAGUCGAGGGCCAAGGGCAUCCAGUACAAUUACAUCUUUGCCAGCACCCUGUACGAUAAUGGGAUUGGGCAGAUGAUCUUCGCGGAUUAUCUCCCUCGAGCACUGGCGGAGGGACGCUACCAGGUUGUGCCCGAGGCGGUCGUGUAUGCGAAUGGGCUGGACCACAUCCAGGAUGCCAUGGACUAUCACAAGCAGGGUCUUUCUGCGAGGAAGGUAGUUGUCUCUUUGAACGACUGAGCAUGUCGCGCGUGG
This is a messenger RNA of Aspergillus heteromorphus CBS 117.55, 1293 nucleotides long. Its product is annotated as zinc-binding alcohol dehydrogenase family protein. Lineage: Eukaryota; Fungi; Ascomycota; Eurotiomycetes; Eurotiales; Aspergillaceae. The record is from RefSeq and is a predicted model, not a curated record. The coding region runs from base 163 to 1278 and encodes 371 amino acids. The transcript has a single exon. Gene Ontology annotation, molecular function: oxidoreductase activity, acting on NAD(P)H.